UCACGUGUGCUCUGGCAGUUCCCUCUUUUUUUCCUGAAGAGCUGGCCAAAGUCGGGCCGGGCGGAAUCGAAUCUACCGAAGGCCAGAACCCAACCCUUCGCGAUGGCCGCCUCCCUCGUAGCUGUCGUGCUCGUCCUCGCCGCAGUUGCGCCACGCCCUUCCUCCGGCAGCCACGUCGUCACCUUCACCCCUGCUCGCGGCGUCUCCCCGUCCUCCCUGGCCUGGGACCCUACGGCUCAGCACUUCGUCGUUGCCGGCGGAGGCGACGCCGUCCUAUCAGUCUCCGACGCCGGCGUCACCGAAUCAAUCGCGUCCUCCGGCGCAUCCGCGGUCGCCGUCGACGACCGCCGCCGACGCCUCCUCGUGGCGUCCGCGGGUUCCAUCUCCGCCUUCGACCUCCGCUCCCCUCGCCCGCACCGCGUCCUCUUCUCCACCCCGCUCCCAGAUCCGGCCGCGCCCGGCGGCGUCACCUUGGACUCGCACACGGGCUUCGCCUUCCUCACCGUGGGCGCCCGAAUCUAUAAGGUGUCCCCCGACGGCGACCUCGCCGCGCUGCCCGCUUCGCCCGCGUACGGCUCCGUGCCCCUUUCCUCCCUUACCGCGCACGUGAGCCGUGGGUUCCUGCUCGUGGCCCAGCCCAGCACGGGCCACCUCCUCCGCGUGGACAUGGAGGACGGCACCGCGAGAACCGUGUCCGGGCCUUUUACGCCCCCCGCGCCGGGUGCCGUGGUCGUCCGGAGCGAUGGGACGGUGGCCGUAGGUGGGGCCGCGACUCUGCGCCUUGUCGGAAGCAACGACGGGUGGGUGUCUUGCGCCGAGCACGACGUUGGGGAGCCAGACGACGCCGUUGCGGCUGUUGCUGUGGCUGUGAGGGAACGGAAGCGGGUUUAUGCACUGGUGGAGGCGGAGGUGGAGGGGACGAGGCAAUGGCGGAUCGAGGAGGUGGCCUGGAAGAAGGAGGGGGAAGGGGAGAUGGUGGCGGGGUUCAUCUUGGUCGGCGCCGCCCUCGCCAUCUUCAUGUUCUGGAGGUUCCAGAUGCGGCAGCUUGCUGGAAACAUGAACAAGAAGAUCAGAUAGAAAUACCACAAUUCUUAGUCCAUUUAUGUACAGGGUUAUGGCAGUGCCCAUUUGGCUAUUUCUCAGCAACCUUACCCUACACAUCUAGUGGUGGCAGCAAUGCUAUGGUUGCACAUGGUGAGUUUGCCCUUCAGUUCAGUAAAUUUGUUGAUUUAGCUAUGAUCACAAUAUGUUCCAGUCAUAUUUAUAGAUGUGCACCUUAACCAUCUUCCUCCAAAUGCUUUAUGGUAUAUCUGAAACUGCUGUUCUUGGUGAAAAAUCACUUUUGCUGUAUUUGCGCAAGUUUCCAACUGUCGUACCUCUUGGGCAAUGGUUGUUGGAGGAAACAAGUUUACUUUUGACCUAAUUGUUGUGUCCUCAGUGCUUGUGGGUAAUAUAUGUAUUGGUCAUGCAGAAGAAUAUAGUACGUAAUUUAGAACUAGUGCUAGCUGACUAAUGGAGAAAAAUAGAUAUUCUAGUUUCAUUCUAUCCAUGCUCACUUUCCCUGGACGGCCUUUGGUUGCAAGCAUCUAAAUUAUGUUCACCUACUCCCUCCGUCCUGGAAUAAGUGACACGAAUUUGUAUAAGAAUCUAUACAAAUCCACGUCACUUAUUUCAGGACGGAGGGAGUAUUUGGUAUAUGUGCAUAAAGGCACGAAAACCUGCUAUAAAGCUGGAGAACUUAGCGUUUUAUUAUUUUCCAGAACUGAAUAUGGAUAGAAUUUACUAACGCACUUUUAGAGGACAGCUUAGAUUUUGGCAAAAGGUGCCAACAUCAAUUUGGAGUUGCAAACAUUAUUCUCCUUUUUUUUUCUAGUCGAUGUAGUCUAAAGGUGGUCAGGCAUACCGAUGUGAAUGUGCUGCUGGUAGCUACACAUACUCAAUGGUAAAGCGAUGAACCACAAUGCAAGUUUUUAUCAUGUUCCGUACAAAUUAGAGAAUGUAGUGGUGAAAUUGUAGGUCUAGGGAUAGUGUCUUACUUAAGAAAUGGCUGUGUACCGCCAUCGAUUGUUGGCUGAUGUAUAAAACUCACAAGUUUGACAGGCAGUAUCUGAUUGCUCACAUAAAUUAGAUCGUUACCACGUGCGGUAGAUAUGCUUGGUGAUAUCUUGUUUCAAAAUUCCACACUGUGCAUUUACGCUUGAUUUCUUUAGUCAGGGUUUGCCCCCAUUUUGUUUGAUUGUCAAAUAUUUUGCAUUCCUCGGUCAUGCCACUGGUGUUUGGAUUGACAGCCUAGAGACCUGGAGAUUGGCCGAGGCGGUGGGUGUUCGGGAGGGUUGGUCCGUGCAACUAUCCCAAGAUAAUGACUGCAAAUGAGUAUAUUGGGAGAAAAAUCAUGUUACAUAUACUACAAAUCUUGAUUUAGUACAUAAGCAACUUGUAACAUUGGAGCCCAGUAGAGGCUAAAUUUGGUAUGCACGAUCAAUCAACACAACAAAAACUCAUUAGCUUGAUACUCUGUUUAUAGGAUGUACCCGAAGGGUCCUGAUACUCUGUUUAUGCCAUGGAGAAGACAGGAUUGAACCACGGAGUAGAUGAUUUUGCAGGUAUAAGUUGUGAGAUAUGCAUCUGGAGAGUAACGUACUCUGCAUUUCAAUUGGGUUGGUAGUGAUACACUUGGAUCAUGUAUCUGUGAAAUGUAUCACGGAAUUUAUGAGUAUAUAUAACUAACGGGAGUAAAAUUGGCGAUUAUAUAUAUUGUAACUUUACAUCCAUCACA
This is a messenger RNA of Brachypodium distachyon (stiff brome), 2776 nucleotides long. RefSeq lists its product as uncharacterized. The coding region runs from base 103 to 1077 and encodes 324 amino acids. Gene Ontology annotation, cellular component: endoplasmic reticulum. The record is from RefSeq and is a predicted model, not a curated record. The transcript has 2 exons. Lineage: Eukaryota; Viridiplantae; Streptophyta; Magnoliopsida; Poales; Poaceae. Gene Ontology annotation, molecular function: protein binding.